AUGGAACCAUCUGUUGCCGUGGGCUACGUGGCCUUGAGCUACACCUGGGGCGAGGUAAUUCCGGUAAGACCCAAGUUUCACAAGCAAAUGGCGGCGAACAACGGCAACACGUGCAUUCCACUCCCCAAAAAGCUACCAGGAACCAUUGCAGCUGCUAUUAAGCUGGCGUCUGACAUUGGCAUUGAGUACUUGUGGGUCGAUUCUAUUUGCAUUGAUCAGGAAGAUAGUUUUGAGAAGCAGGUACAACUAGCGAACAUGGCUGAGAUAUACGGCAGAGCCACGGUCUGCUUGGUUGUGGUAGCUGCAGAUAAUAUGGACUUUGGUCUUCCAGGAUUCAGCAAUAGGCGGACUCGAGACGCACAAUUGCCUUUAUAUGUAUGGGAUUAUACUCUAGGAUGUGGACUAGAACACCCUUCCAACAUUAUUGAGAAGACGUAUUGGAACACAAGAGGCUGGACUUUCCCGCACAUGCUACUGGAUUGCCAUGACAAUUUUGCCUCGCUCUUUCACUUGUACAUUCAGUGUGUGGCAAAGUACACGUCCCGUAGCCUUGGCAGGGCAAGUGAUGGGUUAAAUGCCCUCCAGGGCGUCCUUGGCCCUCUGGAGCGCCACUUUGGAAGCAUCAUACUAAUGGGGCUUCCAAAGAUGCUACUGGCGUCCGCUUUGGUCUGCGAUGUCAGGGACGAUGGAACUUUGAGGCGCCGAUAUCGAACCCAAGAUCCGACGGAACUGAAAUAUCCCCGUCUCCCGUCCUGGACUUUGGCUCCUUGGGAAGGAUCAAUCCAUGUCUCCAUUGUGUCGGACCUCCCAAUGGAGGCUGGGUUCGUGACACUCUUUGCUCAUGAGAAACUUCAGGGGAAUCCGCAACGUUAUCUGGCCGGCAUCCUUCCCAUGGUGGCCCGCGUCGUCGUCUGGCCCACGUCUGAGCAUCAGCCGGCCGGUCCGGGACGCUAUCCCGGGCGCAACCUCUUUUGGGUCCCCAUGUGCGACAUCCGGGACAAGGAUAGAGAUGUUACCGAUGGCAGCGAGGGUGUCUGCAAGUUCAACUCUGCCUACAAUAAUAUCACGCUACAUUAUUGUGAUGGUUCCAGAGACACUGUUGUCAAACUUGGCUCUGAAAAUGUGCCGAGUAUCGCCCGAAAGUCUAAGCAGAAGGUCCAAAUCCCCUUUGGACCGCCACGACCGGCCACUAGGCGUGAUGAAUUUUCGUGUGGUUUCAAAUGCCAGGGACAUAUAUUGGCCCCGACUCGCAAGUUAGUAGCUGUGGUCAAGUACAUCAAGUUUGAAUCCAGUGCCAUGUAUCAAAACGUCGUCAUAUACUACAAUGAUUCCGUUGACUCGGAUAAUCUGGCUGCUGCAAUGGCGCUGAUGCGGGCGAUGGAGACGAGACCAAAUACCCGUCUUCUCUGGAUCGUGGAGCCUCGCCAGGUGUCCUUUGGCCUGAGUCCGACAAAGGAGCAACAAGACGAGUGCGAAAAGGUUGUAAAAAAACACUUUCCUACGCGCGGGAAUCCUUGGAAAAUUCUUUUUGGUGGUCUUCUGAGCGAGAGCGACCUCAACGGCAUUGAGGAGCUUACUCCAAUUGGCGUGACCUGCAUGGCACGUUGGUCCAAAGCUUCGGUUGAGAUAUUCAUGGAUCUCGAGAGCCUCGACGAGAUUGAGAAUCCGGUCAAUCUAAACUUUCAUUACAAGGAAGAACUUGCAGCUCGCAGCGUAGAAGAGCUCAUGUCAUACCAGGAUAUCAUGAAUAAGCCUUUUGCACAACGGGUUGAGAGCCUCAGAGGGUGGUACAGGAGAUGCAUAGAGCGGGCAGAGACGAGGCCAGAGAAUCAUGGAAGCUCGGUUCGCCCUCUCGACUUCAACUCGCUCUGCGAUGCCAUCCAGACGGCGGGCAGUGUCCGCUUUUUUGGAGGCGCAUCGCUUACAAUCCUCCAGCGAUUCAUUCAAAGAGGUGUUGCCAGCAAUGUGCGGUGCCAUCUUCAAGUGGGGUCCUACGAUCCAUCUGCCAACCUGUUCCCAAACCAGUUUAACAUUUCGCUUAAUCCAAAAGCCGCCAGGUUUGUUUUUGAUCAUUUUACAGAAUUUUCUGACUUUGCCGUCGUGCCGAGCCACGCAGCACAGAGUACUAAAUACUCAUUGGCGGGCUUAAAGCACGAGGGCGGGCGUUGCUUGGAGAGGAGAGUACUAGGUUUCAACUGCCAUGAGGACCCUCUGAAGAUUGCUGAGAAGCAAGUCACCAUAGAGAAGGAUUAUCCGAACCGAGCAUGCACCAUGCCUGAUCUUACUGCAUUCCUGUGUGCACUUAUCCCUAACUUCAAUGGCUCAACCUUGGGUUAUGCACAGGUCGACGAUGAUAACGGUGCGCUUAUAUUCAGAAGGGAAAGCUCAGGCAUUCCAAUGUAUGAUAUAAUGGAUAACAGAACCUUGAAGGAAACCGAGGUUGUUGCUACAUUGUCGUCGUUAGCAGCCGGAAAGGACAUGCCAGAGCUUGUGUUAUAA
This is a messenger RNA of Metarhizium robertsii ARSEF 23, 2499 nucleotides long. RefSeq lists its product as uncharacterized. The transcript has 6 exons. Bases 1 to 2499 code for a protein of 832 amino acids. The record is from RefSeq and is a predicted model, not a curated record. Lineage: Eukaryota; Fungi; Ascomycota; Sordariomycetes; Hypocreales; Clavicipitaceae.